AUGCCAAAACAGAGAACUGCUAGAAGCAAAAUUAGAGCUCCACAACUAACUCAAAGUUUACUUUUGCAGGUUACAGUAGGAUAUAUUGUUAUUUUGUUAUUUGGACUGCUUGGAAACAUCCUAGCUAUAUCUGUAUUACGUCGUCAUCCUUUGAUGAAAACACAUAGCAGCAUUUAUAUCAUGAAUCUGGCCAUGGCUGAUCUCAUUACACUUUCUGUUGGACUCCCGUUCGAACUGAUUAUGAAUUGGAGCCAAUAUCCAUGGCCAUUUCCUGAUGUUUUCUGCAAUAUGAAAGCUCUUAUUGCUGAGACCACCAAUUACGCUUCAAUACUCACAAUUUUGCUGUUUUCUAUUGAACGUUACGUUGCUGUAUGCCACCCGUUUGUGUUUGUGAAGAUCAAAUCUCUUCGAAAAAAGGUGAGUUCUUCAAUUAAUAGGUUGUGAUC
Cylicostephanus goldi is the source of this 446-nucleotide messenger RNA. The record is from the annotation of a GenBank genome assembly. Lineage: Eukaryota; Metazoa; Nematoda; Chromadorea; Rhabditida; Strongylidae.